Messenger RNA from Cyprinus carpio (common carp), 5144 nucleotides. It is a transcript of the gene wrn, whose product is annotated as WRN RecQ like helicase. Gene Ontology annotation, cellular component: nucleoplasm; chromosome; cytoplasm. Gene Ontology annotation, biological process: DNA replication; double-strand break repair via homologous recombination; telomere maintenance. Gene Ontology annotation, molecular function: 3'-5' exonuclease activity; four-way junction helicase activity; 3'-5' DNA helicase activity. Lineage: Eukaryota; Metazoa; Chordata; Actinopteri; Cypriniformes; Cyprinidae. The record is from RefSeq and is a predicted model, not a curated record.
UUUUUUAUAGGCCUAUACAUUGUUGUUCAACACGAAUAAACAAGCUGUGAGUUAUUAAAGCUUUUAGAGGAAUAUGAUGUGCUGAAUGAAAUGCACAGAGAGACAGCGCGACGUUCAUUUUAGAGUAAACGGUUAACGUGUGUGUUUUGUGCGUCUUUGCGGAUGAAAGGAAGCUAUAAUGGGUGACAGGACUCUACCUGAAUGGAUGAACAAACAUCAGGAAGAACACACACCAGGACCCUAUAAAAAGAGCAUUCUGGAGGAUGAUCUCCCUUAUCUGGAAUUUGGUGGGACAGUCAUAUACAGCCAGGAAAGACAUGACUGCUCAUUUUUAUCAGAAGAUUUAAGAUCUGGUUUGGCGUCAGGCUCAGCGGUGGGAUUUGAUCUGGAAUGGCCACCCAGCUUCACCAAAGGGAAGACAAAGAAAGUGGCUGUAGUGCAGCUGUGUGCAUCAGAGGAGAAAUGCUAUCUGUUUCACAUCUCCUCCAUGUCAGGGUUUCCUCCUGGCCUGAAAAUGCUUUUGGAGGAUGAAAAUAUCAAGAAAGUUGGAGUGGGAAUUGAGGGUGACAAGUGGAAGUUAUUAUCUGAUUAUGACAUCAGAUUGAAGAGUAUUGUUGAGCUCUCUGAUCUGGCAAACAAGACGCUGAGAUGUGGUGAAAAGUGGAGUUUGGACGGUCUAGUGAAGCACUUGUUGAAGAAGCAGCUCUUCAAAGACAAACUUGUGCGCUGUAGUCACUGGGACGACUAUGAUCUGACAGAAGACCAGAAGAGAUAUGCUGCCACAGAUGCUUACGCUGGAUUGCUCAUUUAUCAGAAUCUACAGGAAAUUAUGUCUGGCUGCUCAGAAACCUCAGCACUCGCACUGAAACAGAAAGUUUUUCAGAUUGCUCGUGAUCUUAACAAUCUCGCUGAUAAUCUUCCAGAUGAGCUUGACUGCGUGACCAGUGCUGCGAGACUAGUGGAUGAUCUGUCUAAGACAGUUGAAUCUCUAAGAUGCGUUUUGUCAAAUGCCAGCAAACCGUUUGAUCCAUCAGUUGAAGAAGCUAAGACUAUGCUAAAGAAACAAGACCAGGGCCAUAGUGAGUCUGAAGAAGAUGCUGGCAGGCACACAGAGAGAGAGUGUGUGAUGUCUCUGGAUAUCUCUGAGUAUGAGCUGCAGAUGCUGGAGCAGCAGGCCAGACAUGAGCAGCUGGAGGAAGAGUGUAUCUUAGCUUUCCAGACUCAGCAGGCAUCAGCCCCCAAGAACUCUGAUGACAUGGAGAGUGAUGAAGAUUUUGAUGAUGAAAUGAUGAAGUGUGCUGCUGACAUAGAAAGAUUAAAUGGUAAACAUGGUCAUGAGAAACAGGAGCUCGUCCCACGGUCUGGUGCUGAAGAUGAUGAUGAGGAUGUUGAGGAAGAUGAGGAAGAGGGGUUUGAUUCAAGCAUCCCACAACCUGUUCCUGAACAAAUUAAAUGUCUAAAAAUGUACUUUGGACAUCACAGCUUUAAACCUGUUGUUUUUAUUGUGAUUCACUCUGUUCUCACGGAGAGGAGAGAUAAUCUUGUUGUCAUGGCAACUGGUAUUGGGGAGUUUUUGUUUUUGUUUUUUCCUCCAGUGUACUGCCAGAACGUCAGUGUGGUCAUUUCCCCUCUCAUUGCUCUCAUGGAGGACCAGGUGCUUUACCUACAAAUGUCAAACAUUCCUGCUUGUUUUCUUGGAUCUGCUCAGACUAAGAACCUGUAUGAAGAAGUGAAGAGGGGUCAUUUUAGGGUGGUUUACAUGACACCUGAAUUCUGCUCUGGGAAUAUUCCUCUGCUAGCGCAGCUCAACAGGACUGUUGGUUUAUCACUGGUUGCGGUAGACGAGGCUCAUUGCAUCUCUCAGUGGGGUCAUGAUUUCAGAAGUGCGUAUCGUGACCUGUGGAAACUCAAGAAAAAUCUCCCUGGUGUGCCUAUUUUGGCGCUCACGGCUACUGCGAGUCCGUCUAUCCGUGAGGACAUCGUUAAGAGCCUUAAUCUGAUCAACCCUCUGAUCACCUGCACCUCGUUCGACCGACCAAACCUCUACCUGGAUGUCAGUCGCAAGUCUGGUGACGUUAUCCAAGACCUCAAACAAUUUCUCAUCAAAAAAACAGGGGGUGGUUUUUGUUUUGUAGGGUUGGUUAUUGUGUUUUAAGUCUAUGAUAUUAGAGUGUGAUGUCCGUGUAGAGCAGAGGCGGAGCGUGUGACCGCAGCGCUGUGUAAGCUGGACAUCCCGUGUGGAGUUUCAACACUAACGGAGGAGAGAGAAUCAGGUUUUUGGUAUUUAAGAUUGUUUUUUAAUAAUGUUUUUGUUGGAAGUUGUGUUUUGUUUUACGUGGUGUUUGGGAUGGGUAUAAAUAAAUCCGAUAUCAGGAAGGUCAUCCAUUACGGAGCUCCCAAAGAGAUGGAGUCAUACUAUCAGGAAAUCGGGAGGGCCGGUAGAGACGGGCUGGCGUUUGCGACGUCAUAAAUAGUAUUGUGGAUGUGCGGAGAUAUUGUCAUGUAUAUAUUCAUUCUCAACCAAUCCAAAAGUGAGCGCUUUAGAGAUUACAAAAUGGACAUGAUGGCAAAAAUGGAAAAGUAUUUGAACUCAACCAAAUGCAGGCGAAAGAUGCUUGAAGACAAUGACCCUCAGCGGGUUCCAGAUCGUUUUCGGAAACACUCUCUCUAUGGCAUCGGCAGGGAAAUCUCAGAAACUUGGUGGAAAGCUCUCGGCCGAGAACUUGUUGCCAAAAAAUAUCUGAUGGAAAUCACGGGCCACCACAAAUUCUCCACCCUCUGUAAACUCACACCCAAGGGCAGAUCAUGGCUGAGUAAAGCUGAAGAUGAGAGGCACAGACAACUCCUGCUGCAGCCCAACAGAGAUCUGUUCAGCAGAGAGUGUGUACCGCGGAGAAAAGCAGAUCCAGCACAUGUUAAGUCUACUGCUUCUAACCUGAGGUCAGAUUGCACUUGGCACUCUCUUGUUUCAUUUCAGAGGGUGAAGGUCAGUUCUGGUCAACGCCAGAUUGUGAAGAAAGCACAUUUAUCAUCUAGAUCAGCUGUUAGGCCAACCCAGAUUCACACUAAUGUCAGAGCCCAGACUCCAGCGCUCUCGGCUAGAGAGAUCCAGCUGCAGUCUGAGCUGUAUGGUAAGCUGGUUUCUGAGCGUCAGAAGUUAGCUGGUCUCAGAGACAUCCCACCAGCCCUACUGGCCACCAAUAAAAUACUCCUGGAUAUGGCAAAAUCAAGGCCGUGCUCAAUAUCCAGCUUGAAACAAGUGGAUGGUGUUUCAGAAGCCAAAGCAGCCAUGUUAACACCUCUGAUUGAUGUCAUCCUCACAUUCUGUCAGACACAUGGAUUACAGGUGGAUGAUUCCUCCAGCUCUACUCCACCUGUCCAAACAGAGUCUAGCCGUGAGUACAGUUCUGUGGGUCAGUCUCUACCGGACAGUGUCUCUGUCACACACAGACUGUUUCAGAUGGAGCACAAGAGCAUGAGACAGGUAGCGGAUGCUCGCAGUCUGCCCAUGGCAGUGGUGGAGUCUCAUCUGUUGCAGGCUCAGAAGAUGGGCUGUGCUGUGGACACAGACAGAGCUGGACUCUCAGCCUCCAUCUAUAACACCAUCAGAAAAAGCAUCGCCUCUCCUCCAGUCAGCUCAGAUCUGAGUGAUUUUAAAGCGAUCCGGUCUUGUGUCCCUGAAGAUAUCAGUAACUUUGUGCUCAUGAUGAUGCUUUAUGAACUCCAGAGAGAAGCUUCAUCCACAGCAUAUCAUGAGAUCUCCUGGAUCGAGCCGCUGGAUAAAUCAGUGACUGCAGACAGAUCUGCUGUUAAACGUGUGAUUGGAGAGUCACAGCAUGAGGCAGACAUCAUGGACACGAGUGAAGAUGAGCUCUUCAUCAGUAUUCCCAUGCCACAGGAUUCCUGUCUGAAGUCAUGUGACCCCAUUCCUCAGAGCAGUGGAAUGGAUCUGGCCUCCUGGAACCAGGAGAAACUGGAUAAAGACACACAAGAUCUCUUCAGCGAAUCGCCCGUGAAGAUUGAAAGUCAGCCUACAAAGAGAAAACUGCCUGAUUGGGCUGAAGGACCAAGCACUUCAGUACCUACUACGACUGAGAAGAAAACCAAAAAGAAGAAAGGACUUUUCAUUUGAUACUUAUUAGGCUGUGUAGUGUACGUUUUGAUAUUUUGUACAAGAUUUAAAAUAAUUAAUUUUUGUUGAUGGUCCUGAAUACUGACAUGACCUAAUUCUACGAGAAUGUCUUGUUAUUUUUCUGUAAGGCUCCUGUUGUCAGCAGCUUGUGGUCUGCCGCCAGCUUGCACUCCUCUAGGUAUUUUUCUGAUUUCUUACCGGCUCAGACACUAGUUAGGGAAUCUUUCUCGAUUCGCACAGAUCAUGUUUCUGCUUCCGUGAGUGGCCUGGAGCUGUACACUACUGACCUCCACCUGUCGUAAUGGAAACACUCCUCCCAGAAUCCCGUGCAACUCCCAGACCUCAAAAGUAGGAUCAUUUCUGAAGCGUGGUGGGACUUUCUGUAAAAAUGUGAAAUAAUUGACCCGAGAUUAUCUGAUUUUGAUAGUUCAGAAUGUUUAUUGCCAAGGAGGAAAUUCUUUAAUUUGUAAAAAAAAAAAAAAAAAAAAAAAAGCAUCUGUAGUUAAUACAGUAUUGAUGGAGUGUCAGUUGAAUGUUUGUGUUCACAGUGACGCAGUGAUUUUUGUUUGCUAUAUGUUUAUAUUACUUAUGCUUGCUGUAACUGAAGCAGCACAUUCAAAGGGCAGUAUUUGUGUGCUGGCCCUGUAAAAGUUCAUUUAGAAGGCAGGAGUAAGCACAGGCUUUUAUUGGCCAUUCCACUUCUCUUUUCUGCCACAGUGCUAAAUACCCACAUAACAACAGAGUCUUAAAGCAUGCCAAAUUUCUGUCCCUUACACCAUUCUCUGUCAUCGUCACCUUCCCCAAAACCUGUCAGUUUGGCUUUGGCAGGAAUUUGUGUCUUCUCCUGAGCACUUACUUUCUGAGUCUACCUCUGUCCAGCUUUAGUUGUGCCACAAUGAAGCACAACUGACUAAUUUUGAGUCUGUAGCCCUUUCUAUCCAGUGUAAAUCAUUGUUUUGUAUACAAAUGUAACAAUAAUAAUCAAAUAAUUAAAGGUUUGUAACUACCCGCA